Triplophysa rosa is the source of this 1305-nucleotide messenger RNA. RefSeq names its product fatty acid binding protein 10b, liver basic (gene fabp10b). The transcript is spliced from 5 exons. Gene Ontology annotation, molecular function: fatty acid binding. Lineage: Eukaryota; Metazoa; Chordata; Actinopteri; Cypriniformes; Nemacheilidae. Gene Ontology annotation, biological process: fatty acid transport. The record is from RefSeq and is a predicted model, not a curated record. Gene Ontology annotation, cellular component: cytosol; nucleus. Bases 290 to 676 code for a protein of 128 amino acids.
GAAAGUAAAAUGGUAAUUUCCUCAUGAAACUGUGAUCUACACAAACGGUCUGAAGUUCUAUAUACAGUAAGGUUAAGUGUAAGGGGUCAUUUGUUUUCUAAUUCUGAGUACUGUUGAUCUUAAAGCUCACAGGACUCAUUUGAGAGUAGCGUCACUGCGGAAGAGUUUAGAUCUGUUGAGACUUCAUUAAGACCAUUCCUAUCAUACACAAUAACACAAGCCAAGUCCCACACAUGACAACCUCCUCUCACGUCUGAUCAGUGUGGAUUAAACUGCUGUUCGGUGGACGAUGGCUGUAGAUUACAGUGGAACUUGGAGACUUUAUGAACAGGAGAAUGCAGAAGAGUUUCUCAGAGCCAUGUCUGUUCCAGUUCUGUUCUUUAAAAUGAUAAAUGAAGUUAAACCUAUAACGACGAUUCAUCAUAAUGGAAAUGAAUUCACCAUCUGUGUGAAAUCUGCGGUCAGAAGUCACACAAACUCCUUCAUCAUCGGCACAGAGACUCUCUUCAACACCAUAGACAAAAAACAAAUCAAGGCAACAGCUCAACUGAUGGAUGGCAAGAUUGUGAUUGAGAUGGAAAAAUUCACACAUGUGAGAGAGAUUGAGGGAGAGGACAUGAUAGAGACAAUUACUUGUGGAAGUGCAAAACUCAUCCGGAGAAGCAGACGCAUUUAAUUUGACUGCUGUUUCCUACACCAUCCAACUGAAAUAAUACAUGAUUUUGUCUCGUGUAACCAUGUUUGGUACUGUUAAAUCAGUGCUUCACUAAGGCUUUCAGUUGAUCAGUGUUUGUGCAUUAAACACGUGUCCAAAUGUUUUCGUUUUACUUGAUGUCAUCAUUGUCUAACAAACGGAGCCCUUCUUCACACGUGGGUGAACGAACGUGGACAUAAAACAGUUCUCUUGUCUGUCUGCAGUACUGGAGUCUGUCUGUAGGGGCGCUGUCGUGCUUUGAGUGUUUGUGAUUCUGCAGUAGUGAGUAAAAGCGUCUGGGAUUAGCGCGUGUAGCGCGUGAGACUUUUAGCACGUUAAAGACCGAAAAGUGUCGUUUGCAAUCCUUAAAGGUCAAAUAUUCAUCAUGUCUCGAUACAUGAGGCCGCCCAACACGUCACUCUUCGUCCGAAAUAUUUCCGACGAGUCUCGACUGUGUAAAGGUGUCCAGUCGUGGAGCCCGGCACAAAGACAGAGUUAAGAGCCCGGUGUAGUGUAGGACUAAAGCCCAGCCAUCAGCGUCCAUGCGAGAAAGAAAGAUUGCUACUGACAGAAAGGCAAAAGUGCAUAAAGAAAUUUAAAGCCUGAAGAGA